GUCGUGUAUAAGAACUGUAUUGAUUCAAGCUGGACUUAACAGUAUAUGAAGACAAUGGGAAUUCAUAUUAACGCUCAGUGUUUGAGAAGGUACGUCCUGGUCAUUAUCUCAUUCUCUGCUGUGAUUCAUGCAUCGUUGGCUGUGAUCCACUACACUAUACCCGAAGAGCUGGAAGAAGGUACUGUAGUAGCAAAUCUAGCUACCGAUUUAGGACUAAAUCUAGAGACUCUGAUUCAACGAAAGGUUCGAUUAGAAGUCAUUGCAAAUCAAAAAUAUCUUGACAUAAACAAAGAGAAAGGGGAGCUCUUUAUAUUGAAAAAAAUUGAUCGUGAACAUCUAUGCCCUGCUAAGACAACGACGACUUGUUUUCUUAAAAUGGAGGUGACAGUUGAAAAUCCAGUGCGUAUAUUUUACAUUGAAUUAGAAAUAACUGAUAUAAACGACAAUAACCCCCAUUUUCGACGAGAUGUUAUUCAUCUGGAUAUCUUAGAAUCCACACCUGCUGGUGAAAGAUUUUCUGUGAGCAAUGCGGUGGAUUCCGACGUUGGCUUAAACUCGGUAAAAACAUAUUAUUUAAGUGAAAGUGAACAUUUUGAGAUAGAGAUACAGUCUGGGAGAGACGGUUCGAAAUUUGCCGAUUUGAUUUUAAAAAAGGUAUUAGACCGUGAAUUACAAUCUGUCCACAAUUUAAUACUGACUGCUGUGGAUGGUGGAGUUCCGGCGCGCUCAGGAACAGCUAGCAUCAUUGUAAGAGUGCAAGAUUCAAAUGACAACGCACCUAGGUUUGAUCAAGAGAGCUACAUAAUAAAUGUAACAGAGAACUCUCCCAUAGGAAGUCUCGUCAUUAAAGUAAAUGCAACAGACCUAGAUGAGGGCUCUAACUCUGAUUUGACAUACUCAUUUGGUCUGUAUACGUCAGAAAAAUCUCAGGAGGCUUUUAAAUUAAACCCUAAAAGUGGUGAGAUACGAGUUAAAGAAGUAAUUAAUUACGAAGAUUUCCGAAUUUAUGAUAUGGAGAUUAUAGCAAGGGAUAAUGGUAUUCGUGCAUUAUCAGGUCAGUGUAAAGUAACUGUUAUGGUUACAGACAUAAAUGACAAUUACCCCGAAAUUUCAAUACGAUCUUUUUCAAAUGCGGUUAAAGAAGACACAGCUGUGGGCACAGUUAUAGCAGUAAUUAGUGUAAGUGAUAAAGAUUCUGGAGAAAAUGGUCAAAUUGAUCUACACAUUUCCGAUGAAUUGCCCUUUUCGUUAAAAGAGUCAUCUGUCAACUAUUAUGAGCUUGUAGUAUCUGAAACUUUGGAUCGUGAAAAGGUUUCAGAAUACGAUAUAACGUUUACUGUUACUGACAGGGGAAUUCCUCAGUUAUCUGAUAAUGAAACUCUUACUCUAGAACUGCUGGACGUUAACGAUAACGUUCCAAAGUUUCCAGAAACGUUUUAUACAAUAAAAGUUGAAGAAAAUAAUGUACCUGGUGCUUUGGUAGGUUCCAUAACAGCCAUUGACCCAGAUCUCCAUGAAAAUCAAUAUCUAGUGUAUUUUAUAGUUGAAAAAGAAGUAGUGAACACUUCAAUGUCGAUGCUGUUCUCUAUUAACCCAGAGAACGGUGGACUUAACGCAUUAAAAACUUUUGAUUAUGAGAUAGAAAAAGAGUUCCAGUUUCACAUUGAAGCCAGAGACUCUGGUGUUCCUUCACUCAGUAGUAACGUUACCGUUCACAUUAUUAUCACGGACCAGAAUGACAACACACCAGUUAUAGUGUCACCAUGGCGAGCGCACGGCUCAGUGGUGGAAGAAAGGAUACCAAGAUCCACAGAUAAAGGAACUCUAAUUUCCAAAGUUAUUGCUAUUGACACAGACUCAGUACACAACUCCCGUAUUACCUACCAGUUUCUUCAGAAUACUGAUGCUUCUCUAUUCAGUUUGGACCAGUACAACGGAGAGAUCCGGACUAUGAGGAUGUUCAGUUACAGAGACUCACGCCACCAAAGGCUAGUGGUGAUCGCCAAGGACAACGGAGAACCCUCUCUCUCUGCUACAGUUACCAUCAAACUAUCCACAGUGGAGACUGUACCUAAACCAUAUGCUGAUAUGACGAAGGAGUCAUUAGAAUAUGACUUAUUUUCUGAUUUAAACUUGUAUCUGGUGAUCGGACUGGGAUCUGUGUCCUUUUUGUUACUUAUUACCAUCUUUGUGACCAUCGUACUAAAGUGUCAGAAAACAAAGCACACCAAAGCUGCUCCUCCCAGUAGGAACAGUGUGAUCAGUGAGAGGAACUCUACAAUCGCUGAUUCAACUCUUGUUUCCAAUGAUGCCUACUGGUAUAGCUUGUUUCUAGCUGAAACCAGAAAAGGAAAGCUGGUAGUUAGACAGCCUGUGCCAAAAGGGACAAGGUAUGUUGUGUCCAGCAUUCCAAGGAGCACAGGACUAAGCGAGCCUAGUGACUCAGCUGCAUCCACUCUGCAGUACUCAAAAUGAACGAGAUCUCUUCCCAUGCUGGAGGCAUCCACUACCACCAGCAGCAGCUCUUCAUGAGGCCCCUUACACCUCUGUUUGCUCAAAGGAUGUUGAGAGGAGCCUGUUUUAUGUCAGUGGUGGACGUACAUCACGCCUGCUAAUCUACCCUACAAUAUGGAUUCAGAAAUCACAUCUUUUUAAAAAUUCUUAAUAAUUGCAUAUGUAAUUAUGUAUAUUCCCAUGGCUUUUUCGCAUUAAUGCUAGUAAUCUAAGAUGCACAGACUCAUCUUCAGAGCUGCCAGUAUGUUGCAAAAACCUACAUCAUAAUGCAUGGAUCUGCACGAGGAUAAUCAUAAUUUUGCUUAUUUUUAUUGGACAUUAAUGGACUUAUAAGUGCCAGAACCUUACAUCAAGCACAAAAAAUGUUUACUAAGAAUUGUAGUGUACUUGUGGAUGUUUCUCUCUUUUCUCUCAUCUUUACCUUUAAGUGUUCACUGGAUCCAUAUUAAGAAAUGUAUAAGCAGCAAGUGUGGCAAGGGGGUAUCAACAAAUGCACUUCAGUAUAUACAUGUAAAAAGGUUGUGUGAUACUCUUUUGUGUUGUACCCUAUUUGUGUUGCUUUUUUGUAUCAAUCCCUUUUUUCAAGUAAGAUGUGGUUAUGUUUUACAUAUAUUUUUAUUUACCAUACUUUUGUAGACAUUUUUAUUUACAUUUUCGUGGACAUUUUAUUGCAUCACCAAAAAGUUAACCUUGAAGGAAAAUUUCACUUCUUCUAGGUGCCCUGCUUACUGACCAAUAUGUAAUUACUGAUGACCAAUGCAAAUAAGACAAAUUAAUGUUCUAAUUUUUAGCUGUGGCCGUUUUAAAUAUGACAAAUUUGAAUAGGUGCACUAUUGGUUGCACCGAAAACACUGACUUCUAGGCAAAAAUACAUCUUGGGCAGGGAGGCAAUCAAUUAUUGGUUGUGAAAUGUAAUUGGUGUUUUUAAACAUCUAGAUUCCCCCUAUGCUUUUUUGGCUGUUUAAAACUGUUUCAGUGUUUUCAUGAAUUACUUUAAUAGUGUUUAUUUAAAUAAUUAUAUAGGUGGUGUUGUUUGUUUGGUUAUGUUGACUGAACCAUACUAAUUUCUAAUUUUAUACAUUUAUUAAUUUAUUUAAUAAUCUUCUGGGUAACAGUGGAUGGACACUCGACCUGUACAUCCUGCCUUUUUCCCAAUUAACUGGACCCACCGAAAACACUGACUUCUAGGCAAAAAUACAUCUUGGGCAGGGCGGCAAUCAAUUAUUGGUUGUGAAAUGUAAUUGGUGUUUUUAAACAUCUAGAUUCCCCCUAUGCUUUUUCGGCUGUUUAAAACUGUUUCAGUGUUUUCAUGAAUUACUUUAAUAGUGUUUAUUUAAAUAAUUAUAUAGGUGGUGUAAUCUUUAGAUGGUUAUGUUAAACAUUAGUAAUAUGUACAUUUUUUAUUUAGUAACUGGUGUACAUGGUUAGAAAUAACAAAUUCAAUGUGAAUAGUACAGUAACUUCUUUUUGCAAAAUUUACAGUAUAAAAUAUAUGUAUAUGCACACAACAUUCUGAUGUUUCUCCCUGUGCAAAUCAUGACUAUGUGGCCACUGGCAUAUUUCAAACCACAUGAGAGAUGUGGCUGAACUCAACUGUUUAAAAUGCCAAUUUAUAGCACCGGUUGGAUGGAAUUUUAAAAAAUCUCUUUACUAAAACUUAUUUCAGUGUUCUUAAUGAGUUGAUGCUAGCUCUCAGAGAUACAGCUUUCAUUUGGUCUCAGCACAUGUUUUGCCUGGGAGAAACUUAGUGUAACAUUCCAACCUGUCUUUUGCCAUACAUAUGUGCAUAUUGAAUAGUAGCUGUCUGUGACCUGUCUAUUUGUGUGGAAAAUAUUCACAUACAAUAAGUAUUCUUUGUGUUGACAAAAUAUCUGAAUCUUCUGUAUUUUGCAAUUUCUGACCAUAUAAUGUAUAAAAUUAGCUUACAGUCUGUUGUAUCAAAUGGGACAGUGAUAAUAAUAUUGUAAAAUCAAGAUCGGAAUAGUGACUGCCCGAACAUCUGGGAUAUUGCAUUCAAAUGACAUGAAAGAUUAAAUGUAAUAUAAUACAACAAUA
Messenger RNA from Trichomycterus rosablanca, 4569 nucleotides. RefSeq names its product protocadherin alpha-C2-like. Gene Ontology annotation, molecular function: calcium ion binding. The record is from RefSeq and is a predicted model, not a curated record. Lineage: Eukaryota; Metazoa; Chordata; Actinopteri; Siluriformes; Trichomycteridae. Gene Ontology annotation, cellular component: plasma membrane. Gene Ontology annotation, biological process: homophilic cell-cell adhesion. The transcript has 3 exons. Bases 46 to 2475 code for a protein of 809 amino acids.